UCCCGGUGUUGAGUCGCGUCGCAAAUAAGCAAAAUGGCCUCCACCGAGCAGGUUGGAUUGAAUAAAAAUUGGGAAUUGUCAUUGUACGAGCUGCACAGACAGUCCCAGGAGCCGAUUAUUGAUAACACGGAGAUAGCAGUCAGUCCCCGAAGUUUACACAGUGAAUUGAUGUGUCCAAUAUGUCUGGAUAUGCUCAAGAAAACAAUGACCACCAAGGAGUGUCUACAUCGCUUCUGCUCGGAUUGUAUCAUCACAGCACUUAGGAGUGGGAAUAAGGAAUGUCCAACGUGCAGGAAAAAACUUGUAUCAAAACGAUCUCUCCGGCCAGAUCCCAAUUUCGAUCUGCUAAUAUCAAAAAUAUAUCCAAGUCGUGAUGAGUACGAGGCACAUCAGGAGCGAGUCCUCGCUAAAUUGAAUAAAUCUCACUCGCAGGCUGCUUUAGUAAAUUCCAUAACAGAGGGAAUAAAACUUCAGAGUCAGAACAGGCCACAGAGAUCGAGAAAAAAUGCCAAUGAAUCCGAGAAUACCAGUAAUGCCCCGUCGUACAAUAACACACCAAAUGUCAGUGCUCCAGCUACACCCAAUCCUGCAGCUAAUGUUGCCAAUCAGAGUGACUCAUCUCAGGGGCCAACCGCUUUGAAUAACAGUGGAGCCAAUAAUUCAGGCUCACAAAAUUCCAAUAGUGUGUCACAACCUGCCAGCAGUCCUGCCAUUUCCGGUACCACAUCCAGAAAUUCGACGACACCAUCUCCAAAUCCAGCGAAUCAAAUUCCCAAGCCUCCAAAACGCCAGAAGAGUCUACAAAAUUCCGAGAAUGACUCAUCGAGUGCUGAGGCUGAAACUGGAGGUGGAGAUUCAAUGGUGGAUACCGAAGGCGAGGGUCCGAGUGAACCCUCGACCUUGGACGAAAUUGAACUAGUGUUCAAGCCCCAUCCCACUGAAAUGGCUGGGGAUAAUUCUCUUAUAAAAGCAUUCAGAGAAAACAGCGUCAGAUACAUAAAGACCACUGCAAAUGCAACAGUCGAUCACCUCAGUAAAUACCUCGCGAUGCGGCUUACCCUCGAUCCAGACACAGAUUUAUCUGAAUCUGAUCGACUCCUUAAUUUUUGUAUUUACAUUGCUCCAUCGCCAGGACAAUACGUCGUUUUGAGUGGCUCCCAGACCUUGAGGCAAGUCAACGAUAAAUUCUGGCGUGUCAACAGACCUCUCGAAAUUUUUUACUCGUGGAAGAAGACCUAGGGAAGGCCCCAACCACCACCGGAUAUUGGCUAGUCACAUCAUGCUCCGGGUUAAAUAAUUAUGAAUGUAUUUUAUUAUUUCGUUGUGGGACGAUUCGAGGGGAGAGUUAUGGAAAUUGUUAGGAUAUUUGGAGAUUCUUCUUUAGGGAAAGUGAUUUCUCUCUCGGAGAGGGAAUUGUGUUCAUCAAGAGCUGAUGGUGCAAUUAACGAUAAUUUAACAUUCGUCAUGAUUUUUAUUUAAUCGGGGAAUUACGAAGAGUCGAAUAUUUGAAAUUUGUUAAACGAUUUCAAUUCGUUUCUGAGACGUUUUUGUAGUGCAUUUCAGGAGCUGAAGGAAAUUCUUAGAAAUUCUUAUUUUCCUUGAAUUCAGAGAUGAUUAACGAGCCCUCAUUUAAUUUUUAUUUUUUAUCGAUGGUAAGACAAACUGUAAAUAGAUCCUAGGAUUCACGUUGGAAUAUGAAGGAAACGUGGAAAAUAUUGUGAAAUAGAGCAUAAAGAGUCGGAAAAAUCCACUGAUUAUUAUUCAAAUCAUUUUUUAUGAACGAAAAACGGUGAUAAUUGUAAAUCAAUUAUUGAGUUUUAUGUUCCGUCGAUGCAGUAUAUUUUAUAUCUCAUUGUAGAAAAGAAUAAACAACGUAUUGUGCUCGUGA
Molecule: messenger RNA, 1888 nt
Organism: Fopius arisanus
Lineage: Eukaryota; Metazoa; Arthropoda; Insecta; Hymenoptera; Braconidae
Gene: Sce
Product: E3 ubiquitin-protein ligase Sce
Exons: 3
Coding region: 34-1239 (401 amino acids)
Cellular component (GO): PcG protein complex; ubiquitin ligase complex
Molecular function (GO): ubiquitin protein ligase activity; chromatin binding
Source: RefSeq, a predicted model, not a curated record